AUGGCGGCAGGAGAUUAUAGAUCAGAGGUUGUUCCGCACGAAGAGCGCCCAGAUCAAGAGCCCAAGGGCCAAGACACAGUGGUCGUGGACCAUGAGCUGGAAAAUGGUCGCAGACUCUACCGGCCAACGCGAUGGCAGAGUAACUUGACCAUCCUCAGCUGCUAUAUUGCCAACUUCAGCGAUGGUUUCCAGAACUCACUCGCGAAUCCCACCAAUGUCAUUUUCAAGCAGUUACUCGGCCCUUCCGGUUACCCGUCUGAAAUGCAGACUCGGAUCAGCAAUGCUCUUCUGAUCGGUGCCAUUCUCGGUGUGGUGGCUCUCGGAUACAUCUCCGACAUGACCUCUCGUCGUGCAGGUCUCUUGUUCACCUCGGGCCUGGUCACCAUCGCCACGUUAAUGUCAGCCCUGGCGCUGCAGGUGCAUCCGUCGCAUAAUAUGCUGUGGUAUUUUGUCAUUGUGCGGGGGAUCUGUGGGUUCGGCGUUGGCGGCGAGUAUCCCCCAAGUGCGGCAGCCGGCAUAGAGGAGUCAGACGAUUUCAAACGUCGCUACCGUGGGCCGAUCUUCGUGUCCUUCACCACGCUGAUGGCUACCUCUGCCGCACCGAUCCAGAUGAUCGUUUACCUCGUGUGCCUGAAAGCCAGCAACAACAACCUCCCCGUCACUUUCCACGCCAUCUACUCCAUCGCCACCAUUCUUCCGGCGAUCAUUCUGGUGCUUCGGUUCUUCAUGACCGACUCGACCCUUUUCCACUAUUCCAACUUCAAACGCCAAAAGAAGUCCCCUCGGUUCUACUGGCUUCUUGUGCGAAAAUACUGGCCGCGCCUUUUCACCACGUCCCUCGCCUUCUUCCUCUACGACUUCAUCAACUUCCCCAACAGCAUUAUGUCGAGCAGCAUCAUCUCCUCCCUUGUCAAGGACCACAACAUCCAAACCACCGCAAUCUGGCAAGUGAUUCUCGCCGCCCUGCCCGUCCCCGGCGUCCUCGUCGGCGCGUGGCUCACCAACGCCAUCGGGCGCCGAUAUACCGGUCUUGUCGGUUUCGCCGGCUACGUCGUCCUCGGCUUCAUCAUCGGCGGCACCUUCUCCAAACUAUCCCAGCACAUGGCGGCCUUUGUGGUGCUAUACGGCCUCCUGCAGGCAUUUGGCCACCUCGGCCCCGGUGCGACCAUCGGGUUGAUCUCCACCGAGUCGUUCCCCACCGCCAUGCGCGGCAUGGGGUACAGCGUGGCCACGGCGUUCGGUCGCACAGGAGCCGCAGUGGGAACACAGUGCUUCACGCCGUUGCAGGAGGCCGCCGGUAAGAGUGCGACGUUUUAUCUUGCGGGCGGAGUGGCCGUGCUGGGCAUGAUCGUGUAUUGGUUUUUGCCGGAGAGCGGUGACUUGAAUUUGGAGGAAGAUGAUCGCGCGUUGGAGGAGUACCUGGCGCAGAAUGGGUUUAGCAUGGAGAGAAAGGCUUGA
This is a messenger RNA of Aspergillus melleus, 1458 nucleotides long. RefSeq lists its product as uncharacterized. Gene Ontology annotation, biological process: carboxylic acid transport; transmembrane transport. NCBI's taxonomy places the organism in Eukaryota, Fungi, Ascomycota, Eurotiomycetes, Eurotiales, Aspergillaceae. The record is from RefSeq and is a predicted model, not a curated record. Gene Ontology annotation, cellular component: plasma membrane. The transcript has 3 exons. The coding region runs from base 1 to 1458 and encodes 485 amino acids. Gene Ontology annotation, molecular function: carboxylic acid transmembrane transporter activity.